This is a messenger RNA of Drosophila rhopaloa, 5044 nucleotides long. RefSeq names its product chromatin-remodeling ATPase INO80 (gene Ino80). Gene Ontology annotation, cellular component: Ino80 complex; nucleus. The coding region runs from base 103 to 4998 and encodes 1631 amino acids. Gene Ontology annotation, molecular function: ATP-dependent chromatin remodeler activity; histone binding; ATP binding. NCBI's taxonomy places the organism in Eukaryota, Metazoa, Arthropoda, Insecta, Diptera, Drosophilidae. The record is from RefSeq and is a predicted model, not a curated record. Gene Ontology annotation, biological process: DNA repair; chromatin remodeling; DNA-templated transcription. The transcript has 14 exons.
UGCUGCGGUCACACUGUUGUUUACCUCGACGCAUGCCGAAUAAAUAUAAAAGUGAAAUUACGUGAUAAUUGUGCUAGAAAGGUGACUAAAAUCGGUCCCACGAUGGAAGCCAUGCACGUUGUGGCGCCUCAGACACGCCCCCGUCUAAUGGCGGAGCCGCUGCACAUCCAGCGGUUGGAGGCGGCCCUCAACAUGCGACCCUUCAUGGACAUGGCCAAAAGAGCCCUGCGGAAACCGCUGAGUAGCAACGAGGAAAGUGACGAGGAGCAGGUGGUCAGGAGGGAUCAGGAAGCACUGGACUCGGAUGACUCCUCCACCGUAGGCGUCGUCAGGAUGAGGCAAUCCAACAAGCGGAAGCAUCGUCUACUCGGCAGCAAGGAGGAGCGACAAAGUGUUAAGGCGCAACUAUACAACUUCAACGAUCUAACCAGCGAUCGGGAGUGGCUCUACGAUCUCCUCUUAAGCGAUACGGAAAGCGACGACCCCACCAUCACUGAGGAUGAGUAUGUGAAUCAGCUGCUAAAGGAGCAUAUCCGGGAGCAGCGCCAGCGGAAGAACUACUACAAAAAGGCCACAAAUGCCCAAUAUGCAUACUAUAGCAGCGGCUUGCUUUCCAACCACGACAUUUUCGCUGAGCGCCAACAGGCCACCGCAGGCGUGCGUAAGCGGCGUCGUCGCACUAAACAAGAAAUCCUUAUGGCCCGUUUGGCCGAAGCUCAAUCUGGACCAAAACCACCCAAACAGCGAAGAAGGGGUCGCAAGAAGAGAGAUAUCAUGGGAUCACCGGAAUCUGGGGAAGUACAUCCGUCGGAGCUUGGCAAAUACUCGUUUGGCGACACACUUCCCACAAACGAUGACGACGACGAGGAUGGUGGCGAGGUAGACUACAAAAGAGAACUGGCCAGCUUGGCUCUGGAUUAUCCGGAGGAAGAAGAGAUAGAGGAGGAGGUGGAUGUGGUGGGUGGCGUCGAGGGUCAAGUGACUAAAGUUCGACGAAAACGAAAGAACCCAGCUGCCCUGGCCGCUCGCCGACGUCGCAUCUGGCAGAUUAUGUCCAAGAAGGAAUCCGGCAGACUGCAACGCAUCAAGAGUAAUAAUCACAAGGAGAUGCUGGCCAAUUGCAAGCGGGUGGCUGGAAUGUGCGCUAAAGUGGUGCGCCAGCGUGCUAUCAACUCCCAAAGGAUCAUGAAGGAAACGGUGUGGCGGGCCAAGCGACUCACCAGGGAGAUGCUCGCCUAUUGGAAACGGUACGAGCGCGUGGAGCGGGAUCAGCGGCGUAAGCAAGAACGCGAGGCGGAGGAGCAGCGGAAACAGGACGUGGAGCUGAUCGAAGUGAAGCGUCAGCAGCGAAAGCUCAACUUCCUGAUAACCCAAACGGAGCUAUAUGCCCACUUUAUGUCAAAGAAACUGGGACAGGGCAGUGAAGAGGAUCAGUUGCGCAUUCUCAGCCAGCUGGAUGAGGAAACCAAUGCCAGGUUGGCGGUUCAAGAUGACUAUGAUCCAGGUGAGAUGAAGCUGUUGGCGCAGGAGAAUGCUGAAGCUGCCAUGCAAAGGGAUUUGGACAAAACCAGGGCAUUUGAUGUGUUUGUAAAGAAGGAGGAGAAAGAGGAGGAGGAACAGGAAGAGAAGGAGGAUGUAAAACCCGAACCACGCCCUGAAAUGAAGGACCUACCCCAACCCAAGAUGUUCAAGGGAACCCUAAAAGGCUACCAAAUCAAGGGCAUGACUUGGCUAGCAAACAUUUACGAUCAAGGAAUCAGCGGCAUUUUGGCAGACGAAAUGGGUUUGGGCAAGACUGUCCAAUCUAUAGCUUUUCUAUGCCAUGUCGCCGAGCACUAUGGAGUGUGGGGACCCUUCUUGAUAAUCUCACCCGCAUCCACGCUUCACAAUUGGCAGCAGGAAAUGUCCAGAUUUGUGCCCGAUUUUAAAGUAGUACCAUAUUGGGGUUCCCCUGGAGAGCGAAAGAUCCUACGCCAAUUUUGGGACCAGAAACACCUUCACACUCGCGAUGCCAGCUUUCAUGUGGUGAUCACGUCCUACCAGCUGGUGGUCAGCGACUACAAGUAUUUUAACCGCAUUAAGUGGCAGUACAUGGUGUUGGACGAGGCGCAGGCUAUCAAGAGCGCGGCUUCGCAACGCUGGAAAUUGCUACUGGGUUUUAGCUGUCGGAAUCGAUUGCUUCUCAGUGGCACACCCAUCCAGAACAGCAUGGCAGAGCUAUGGGCCUUGCUGCAUUUUAUUAUGCCGACAUUGUUUGAUUCCCAUGACGAGUUUAACGAGUGGUUUUCCAAGGAUAUUGAAUCCCAUGCUGAAAAUAAGACGGGCAUUGAUGAAAAACAAAUCUCCAGACUACACAUGAUCCUUAAACCGUUUAUGUUGCGCCGGAUAAAGAAGGAUGUUGAGAACGAGUUGUCGGAUAAGAUCGAAAUCAUGGUUUACUGUCCUCUUACCAUUCGCCAGAAGUUGCUUUACAGGGCGCUUAAGCAAAAAAUUCGAAUUGAAGAUCUCUUGCACCUGGCCAGUGGAUCCACUACUACUUCGUCGUCCUCUUCGGCUUCAAAUCUAAUGAACCUGGUCAUGCAGUUCCGCAAGGUGUGCAAUCAUCCUGAGCUCUUUGAACGGAGGGACGCUAAGAGUCCGUUCUUCAUGCGUUGUGCGGAGUAUACGAUUCCCAGAUUGGUUCACGAAGAUGGACUUAUCAACAGACUGCUGCCCAGUCGAAAGCAUUUGCUCUAUAACCGGUUUAAUAUUUUCAAAUCGGAGUAUAUGCAAAAAUCACUAUUUGAGGAUGUGAGCGUAAAUAGUUGCUUUGGAUUUACCCGCUUGUGCGAUUUAUCAGUGGGAGAUAUGGUGGAUGUGACACUCAAUGGACUGAUUGCUUUUCUUUUGCAUUAUCGUAGAGUAUUGGAGAAAUACCCACUGCUAGGCUACCGCUGCUUCUGGUGGAAAAAACAUCUUGCUAGUAGCUAUCAACUAUUGGAGCCUAUGCUAGAAAACAAAUUGGUGCUGGACUACAUGCCUUCGGACAGUGUACUUAAGAACUUCAUUUUUACGGCUAUGACUACGAAUGAGAGCAGCGUUUACGCAUUUGGCGACUACUUUACAUACAACAUGCAGGAGACCAUCGAACAUCGUGUUAUUCGCUCCAAGAUACUCAAGGAAAAGACCUCCCUGAUCGAGGAGAUGGCAGAUGAGUCUAAGCAGGGGCUGGAGAUGGAGUCUGUGGAAGUGCAAACCAAAUCAAAUGCCAAGAACGAUGUAAAGGUGACCACACUUAUGCUGCUACCCGAGUUUCCGCAUCGACCUCGAAAACCCAGAAGCUACCAAUGCGAACCGCUCUCUAUGCCACGCCUUCUUUAUGAUUUAGGCCAGAAAGUUCAGGCUGUGGAUAGAAAUUUAUACUGUGACAGUCGCACUGCCGCCUGGACGCAGAUUCGUCACGAGCAGUGCGAGAACAGCCAGGGCAGGGAGCUCGUUUCGAGCGGAUUGACCCUUUGCAAACCUCGAAGAGGAUGGUCCUCGAUCGUGGUGCCUGACAAGGAGACGCUAAUCACCGACGCAGGCAAACUAUUUGUUCUAGACACCCUGCUUACUCGACUUAAGGCGAAUGGCCAUCGAGUGCUCAUCUACUCGCAGAUGACAAAAAUGAUUGACCUUCUGGAGGAGUACAUGUGGCACCGCAAGCAUCGUUAUAUGAGAUUGGAUGGAUCAAGCAAGAUCUCCGCUCGUCGCGACAUGGUUGCCGACUUCCAAACCCGAGCCGAUAUUUUUGUAUUUCUGCUGUCUACAAGAGCUGGAGGUUUGGGUAUUAAUUUAACAGCCGCUGAUACGGUCAUCUUUUACGAUUCGGACUGGAAUCCCACUGUCGAUCAACAGGCCAUGGAUCGGGCCCAUCGUUUGGGCCAAACCAAACAGGUGACUGUCUACCGACUCAUCUGCAAAGGAACCAUCGAGGAGAGGAUUCUGCAAAGGGCCCGAGAAAAAAGCGAGAUACAACGCAUGGUCAUAAGUGGCGGCAAUUUCAAACCCGACACACUCAAGCCCAAGGAAGUGGUCUCAUUGCUACUGGAUGACGAGGAAAUUGAAAUGAAAUAUCGCCAGGAGGCCAAACUCCAGUCUUCUUCGCCGAUUCCAACAGCUACGCAAGGUGAACGCAAAAGACGUCAUCCCAAUAAGGAUGUAAAUAUGGGUGGUACCACCAUCGCGGCCACUUUGGUUGCCCAAAACCCAGACGACGAUGUGCCCAGUUGCAGUUCUGCGGCCAAACGCCUAAAAUUGGAGCCAGAAGAGGAUUUUAUCGACGUGGGCAUUACGUCAUCGGCAUCGAGUGUUGGCACGGAUAGCAAUCAUCCGACUCUCAGUCAGGAGACCUAUGUCCCAGGAGCAACCUGCGUCCAGCAGAUGGACAAUGAUUCCGACAAUGAGGCUCUGGUGGUGGAUGGAGACAGCCCUACUCUGAUGGGACCAAACGAGUCUAUGAACUUCCUCGGCGACCUGAGCAGUAUUUCGCCGAUGCGGCGACGUCACCACCCGCGCGGUACAAAGCGUGGACGUCCGAGGGGCAGCACGCGUCGCGGCGGCGGACAUGGUUCGAUCCAGCGCGUGCAAACGCCGACGCCAGCGGUACCGACAACGCCGACGCUGGCAGCGGCGGGAACAGGAGCGGGCACGGGAGCGUCUCCACCCCUGCCGCAGCAGGAAGUAAGCGGCGGUGGCGACAACGCCGGCGUCUCGCUAAAUGAAGAAGACUACGGAUCCAGCCCCGUUACAUCUGGACAAUCGCCAGGAAUGUCCGGCAAGCGCGGACCAGGACGACCACGUUCCAAGACCGCCACACCGAUCAGUCGCGGAACCCGUGGAGCACCACGUGCCCGUCGACCCAUGGGUCCACUGCUGGUGCCCUUGGGACGCAGUCCGGAUGCCACGCCCCCCAGCAGCAGUCCGGCCACAAGUCGAGCACCCAGUCCUUCAACUCAUGCCGGCGCAGGAUUGGAGUAGUUCCGUACAAAAAUAUAAUUCUAUUUGAAAGACGAAAUAUAUAAAA